Helianthus annuus (common sunflower) is the source of this 2368-nucleotide messenger RNA. RefSeq names its product neutral ceramidase 2. Gene Ontology annotation, biological process: ceramide catabolic process; sphingosine biosynthetic process; long-chain fatty acid biosynthetic process. The coding region runs from base 1 to 2241 and encodes 746 amino acids. The transcript is spliced from 9 exons. Gene Ontology annotation, cellular component: extracellular region. Gene Ontology annotation, molecular function: N-acylsphingosine amidohydrolase activity. Lineage: Eukaryota; Viridiplantae; Streptophyta; Magnoliopsida; Asterales; Asteraceae. The record is from RefSeq and is a predicted model, not a curated record.
AUGCAUCAAAAUCCUUUCAUUUUCUUUCUUUUCACUCUACUCAUCUAUCUUUUGCCAUCUCGGGCAACCGCGGAUUAUUUGAUUGGAGUUGGAAGCUAUGACAGCACCGGACCGGCUGCAGGAGUUAAUAUGAUGGGGUAUGCAAAUUUGGACCAAAGCACUGCUGGAAUACAUUUCAGGCUAAGAGCACGAGCAUUCAUCGUAGCGGAGAGCUUAGAUGGACCACGAUUCGCUUUUGUAAAUCUUGACGCUGGAAUGGCGUCACAACUUGUCACGAUUACUGUCCUUGAUAGGCUAUCCAAAAGGUUUGGGAACUUAUACAACGAAGAUAACGUAGCUAUUAGUGGGACCCACACUCAUGCUGGGCCAGGAGGGUACUUGCAGUACGUGGUUUACUCUGUGACAUCACUUGGCUUCAUUCCUCAAUCGUUUGAUGCAAUUGUUACAGCCAUUGAAAUGAGCAUUCUUCAAGCUCACAAAAAUCUUAAAUCUGGUUCCAUUUUCAUCAACACAGGGGAUCUGGAUAAUGCGGGAGUAAACAGGAGCCCAAGUGCAUAUUUGUUUAACCCUCCAGAUGAGAGGGCUCGAUAUCCAAGAGAUGUGGAUACACUAAUGAUACUUUUGAAGUUUGUGGAUGCUACAAGUCAGAAAAGCAUUGGAGCUUUCACAUGGUUUGCAACUCAUGGAACCUCUAUGAGCAAAGACAACACACUAGUUAGUGGUGACAACAAGGGUGCUGCUGCUAGGUUCUUUGAAGAUUGGUUCACUUCCACUAGUACCAACUCAACUACUUUUAACACACAAGAUGAUAUCAGUGUCUUGAUAAACAAAGCGUCGGAGAUCAAAGCCACGGGAGGUCAGCCUUGUGGCCAAACAUCGAGUCAAGGGUUUAAGGUGAGGAAGAAUGAUGGCGGGUCGAGAUUUGUUGGAGCGUUUUGUCAAUCGAAUGUAGGAGACGUUAGUCCUAAUGUGUUGGGAGCGUUUUGCAUCGAUACCGGAUUACCUUGUGAUUUUAAUCACUCCUCUUGCAAUGGAAACGACCAGCUUUGUAUCGGUCGUGGUCCAGGGUACCCAGAUGAAAUAAAGAGUACAAAAAUAAUAGGGGAGAGACAGUUUCAUAAGGCAGUUGAGUUAUUCACUUCUGCUAAAGAACAGUUAACCGGAAAAAUUGACUACCGCCAUGUGUACUUAAACUUCACCAAUAUUAAAGUAACAUUGGCCGGUAACAAGACCGCGAAAACAUGUCCCGCAGCCUUAGGCCCGGGAUUUGCUGCAGGAACUACUGAUGGUCCUGGUGCUUUUGGAUUCCAACAAGGCGAUACUAAGAUUAACGAGUUCUGGAAAAGAGUAAGAGAUUUCCUGAAGAAACCAAGCGAUUAUCAAGUCGAUUGUCAAAAGCCGAAGCCAGUUCUACUCUCCACAGGAGAGAUGUUUUUCCCUUACGCGUGGGCGCCAGCAAUUGUUCCUAUUCAAAUCCUGAGAAUUGGGAAACUAGUCAUACUAUCGGUUCCUGGAGAAUUCACAACAAUGUCGGGUAGAAGAUUACGAGAAUCGGUGAAGCAAACACUCAUAACUAAUGGAAACGGUGAAUUUGACAAUGAUACGCAUGUCGUGAUAGCAGGAUUGACCAACACAUACUCGCAAUACAUCGCGACCCCUGAAGAAUAUAAACAACAAAGAUACGAGGGUGCAUCAACGCUAUACGGUCCUCAUACUCUAUCAGCAUACAUCCAAGAAUUCAACAAGUUAGCAGAGUCAAUGGCGAAAGGGCGUAAGAUAGUUCCCAAAGGCCCAUCACCACCUGAUCUUUCGUCCGUCCAACUGAAACUCCUACCCGACCCUUCUGGCGACUCACCACCACCAGGCGUGAAAUUUGGUAAUAUGAAACACGACGUUUCCAUUCCAAAAAGUGGCUCCUUUCAAAAAGGGGACAAACCGAGCGCAGUGUUUUGGAGUCCAAACCCAAGAUAUGAUCUAUUAACCGAAGGCACGUAUGCUGUAGUUGAGAUGCUUCAAGGAGAGAAAUGGAUCCCAGCCUAUGACGACGACGAUUUCAGCUUGUUUUUCAAGUGGAACAUAGAUAAUGGUAGUAGUUAUGGAUUGGCUAGUCUUGAAUGGGAAGUGCCUGAUUCAGCUAGUAACGGGGUUUAUAGGUUCAGACACUUUGGUUCAUCUAAGAAAACCAUCGGUUCAACAACAGAAUAUUUUACAGGCGCAUCAAGUGCAUUUGCAGUGUCGUAAAAUCCAAGCUUUGAGUUUUAGUACUUACUUAAUUACAACAAUAAAUAGCCAAUGGUGAAGGCUGUAUUAUAACUCUUUGUAUGUUUGUCUUUUCCUGGUUAGUAAUUAGCAUUUUUAAGUUAUUUUA